AUGGGCGAGCCACAGGAGGCCGACAGGGCGGGCGACGGGAUGAGCAUCCAGCGGGUGGUCAGAUUCGGAGGCGCGGCCGCGGCCGAGACGGGCGAGCCAGAGGAGGCCGACAGGGCGGGCGACGGGAUGAGCAUCCAGCGGGUGGUCAGAUUCGGAGGCGCGGCCGCGGCCGAGACGGGCGAGCCAGAGGAGGCCGACAGGGCGGGCGACGGGAUGAGCAUCCAGCGGGUGGUCAGAUUCGGAGGCGCGGCCGCGGCCGAGACGGGCGAGCCAGAGGAGGUCGAGGUAUCUGGCGACGGCAUCCAGCGGGUGGCCAGCGACGGCAUCCAGCGGGUGAAGAGCAGCAAGAGCAACACCAGAACCCCUGGCGCAGCCUUGGCGAGAGCUCCGUCGGCAACAGCAGCCUUGGCGACAGCCCGGGCAAGCGGCCGCACAACAGAAAGGGGACAUGGUCCAGCGGGGUGUGGUUCUCGAAGGAGAGAUGUCGCUCAAGUCGUUCGGUUGGAGCGACUCUCUGGCCGCGCAGGUGAUGCCGCCGACCGUCACUUUCAGCGAGUUCAACCACAGCGAGGCGUCCGACUGGGCACGGCGUGGGGAGGAGCUGGAGCUGGUCGCGACGGCCAACGUGGCCAACCUCUCCCACAGCCCCUUCCGAGCCAUGCUGCGGCGCAUGGACCCCCGGCGGCUGGCCGUGAGGAAGAAGUGGUUCUUCGUGGUGGUGGGUGGGCGCACCUCGCGGCAACACGCGCAGCUGCGCUGGUACAGGAACAAGAACAUGGUGGAGCUCGGCUUGAAGAGGAACAGGCUGCUGCUCUCCGACGUGCGGUGCAUCUACUGCGCGGUGCUGGAGGACGAGAACGCCGUGGCCGACUCCAGGAGAGCGCCAGGGAGUUCUUCCUCGUGUGCUCCGAGCGCACCAUAAAGCUGGCCGCGCCUACAAGGGACUCGAUGAAAUGCUGGGUGACCGCGCUGCUGCACCUGUCCCGCCAGGCAAGGAAGCGGAUCAAAACCAACAGUCUGAAAGGCGUGCCGAGCGCCGUCGUGCGGGAAUUCGCGCGUCUCGACAUCAAUGGUACUGGUGGCAUCGAGGUGGACCAGCUCACAGAGCUCAUGAAAUCGAUGAACCUGAGCACGUCGGUGGCAACAGUACGGGACCUCUUCGACGAGUUCGAUAAGGAUCGCAAUGGCCUUCUCGACCUUGGCGAGUUCGCGUCCUUCUUCGAAUAUCUCAACUCGAAGGAGUCGCUCCUGGAGUGGUUCAACCGCUACGCCAGCAUGGUACCUCUGAGGGGCCCGAGCGCCGAACGCCAGCUCAGAGCUGGCCCCGACGCACCACCGGACCGCAGCUACUCGGAGCUGGCGCUGGCCAUGAGCGCGUCGGCCUACCUGCGGUUCCUGUCGGAGGUGCAGGGCGAGAGCCCCCUGGAUCACGGGAUCCCGUCCCCUUCGACAGGCUUGGGCCUCCCAACGUGCUAG
Molecule: messenger RNA, 1476 nt
Organism: Prorocentrum cordatum
Lineage: Eukaryota; Dinophyceae; Prorocentrales; Prorocentraceae
Source: the annotation of a GenBank genome assembly